AUGAUACAUGAGCUAGCACUGGCGGUGCAAAAGAAGGUGCUGGGUCACGAGCAUCUCUAUACGCUGGGUAGUAUGCGCAGAUUGGCGCAAGUGCUUGAAGGCCGAAAGAAAUACGAAGAAGCAGAAAAGACGUACCGACAAGUGCCCGAAAAACAAGAGAAGAUCCUUGGGCGCGAGCACGACGCCACGCUUUCAAGCGUCACCAAUCUUGGAUCAGUGCUUAAACAACAAGGCAAGUACGAAGAGGCAGAAGAGAUGUACCGACGAGCAGUUGAUGGCUGGGUGAAGGUGCUUGGGCUACUACACCCAGAAACUCUCAAGACCUUAAGUAAACUUGGAUCAGUUCUGUUGAGCCAGGGCAGAUACGGGGAGGCAGAAGUGAUAUACGAACGAGCGCUCAAAGGCUUCGAGAAGGAGUUUGCACCAGAGCAUAUAUCAACACUUAACGCAGCUACGAACUUGGGCAGGGUCUACGAGAAGCUAGGCAAGGUUGAGCAAGCUGAGCAUAUGUAUCAGCGUGCGCUAGAUAGAGAUAAGAUCGCAUAG
This is a messenger RNA of Bipolaris victoriae FI3, 546 nucleotides long. RefSeq lists its product as hypothetical. Bases 1 to 546 code for a protein of 181 amino acids. The transcript has a single exon. The record is from RefSeq and is a predicted model, not a curated record. Lineage: Eukaryota; Fungi; Ascomycota; Dothideomycetes; Pleosporales; Pleosporaceae. Gene Ontology annotation, molecular function: protein binding.